Molecule: messenger RNA, 2499 nt
Organism: Bursaphelenchus okinawaensis
Lineage: Eukaryota; Metazoa; Nematoda; Chromadorea; Rhabditida; Aphelenchoididae
Source: the annotation of a GenBank genome assembly
AUGGAGGUCGAUAAUGUGGUAUGUCGUAUUCUUAACUAAAAAUUUAUAUUUAAAUAAUAAAAAAUUUUUGGUUCAGCUUAUGUAAAAAAGUUAGUGUUUGUUUGUUAACAGCUGUAAUAUUUAUAAUUAGUUAGCUAAUAUUUUUUAAUGAAAUUAAUAAAAAAUGUAAUUCUUAUUCGUGGCGAAAACAAUCUUGAUCUUUAGAAUCUUUGAUUUUUUUAGAUAAGUCUCGUUAACUUUUAGGUUGAUGUUAGCGCAAAUCUGAUGCCCCGACGUUUAUGGUCAGUGUUAAUGGUUAGCGGUCUGCUUUUUAUUGUAUAUCUUAGUUUUUCGUCAGUAAUUGGUAGCGACAGUCAGGUACAGAAUGAUAUCCAAAGUCAAAUAAAACACGGUAAGAGUAGUUUUUUUUCAGAUUUUGUCCAGUUUUAAACUCUUACACUUUCGUGUCGAAAGUUAUUGUGAUUUAGUUUGAAAACUUUAGCUAAAUAAUUUUUCCCGUUUUAGAUCCGGACCUAAGCUACGGAAUUGUAAUAGAUGCGGGGUCAACCGGUUCUCGACUAUUCCUUUACGCAUUUACAUCAGGGACGACAAAUGACCUAAUUAGCGUACGACCGGUAAAAGACGAAUUCAACGUUGAUGUCGUGAAAAAAGUGUCACCAGGACUCUCUUCUUUUGAAAACAGUCCGAAUGAUGCGGCCGGAUACUACAAACCUCUACUUGAUUAUGCUUCUAAAUAUAUUCCUGAAGAGUUGCAACCCUUCACACCAGUUUUUAUUUUUGCGACUGCUGGAAUGCGACUUUUGCCUCAACAGUAAGGUUUUUUAAUGAUUUUGAAUUUUUAGUUACAAAAAGUUAUAACAAAUAACACAAAGCAAAUUUUUACAGAAAACAAGAUGAAAUUUUGCGUGCAGUUCGAACUCAACUACCUUCUUUAACUCGUCUUCAAGUAUUGCCCGAGCAUAUUCAGGUAAUAGAUGGAAAAUGGGAAGGAAUUUACAGUUGGAUUGCAGUGAAUUAUGUGUUAGGAAGGUUCAACGUACGUGAAGAUGUUACACAUCACGCUGUGAGGGAUAAAACUGCUGGUAUGUUACAUAAUAAUGUGUUUAAUGUACUUGUUUUGAACGAAAAUUUUCAAAAUUGUUCACUUUUUUCAAAUAAUUCAAAUUUUUACUUUCUAAUUUAGGUAUGAUUGACAUGGGCGGAGCUUCAGUUCAAAUAGCAUUUGAAUUACCGCAGGAUACGAAAUUUGCUGGACCAACGCUACAACAAGUAAACUUAGGAUCGUUGGAUGAUGAUUCAAGGUUUAAGUACAACUUGUUUGUAACAACGUUUUUGGGUUUUGGCGUUAAUGAGGGUUCUAAAAAGUACGACAAAUUAAUUGACAAAAUGAUGGCUGAGAAGCAGACUACUGGAAAUGUUAGUGAAGUGCCAGCUAUUAAAGAUGAUUGUCUUCCAUUGAAUUACAUCAGAGUUUCCUCGAUGGAAGAUGGACAGCAGUAUGUCAAAGUGGUAAGACAUUUUUUAAAUGUAUAUUAGGUUUAUUUAUUAUUUUAUAAUUUUGAUAUAAUAUUUAAUGGUUAUUGUAAAGUGUAAACAGUAUUUUUACAUUUUAGGGUACCGGAAACUGGGACCAAUGUGUUUCUUCUAUAGUUAAAGUAAUUAAAGAAGCUGGUGAUUGUUCAGAAGCUCUUAAGUGUUUCUUUGGUGGAGUUUCAGCACCAACUGUCGACCUAUCUUCGAUUGAAUUGUAUGGUUUUAGUGAAUACUGGUACUCUUCUCACGACGUUCUGUCUCUUGGUGGAAGAUACGAUCACAACAAGUUUGAGGAAAUGGCGCGCAAAUAUUGUGGAACAUCUUGGAAAGCGAUUCGAAAAACAGAAUAUUCGAAGAUUGAUGUAACCCGUCUAGAAGCGCAAUGUUUCAAAUCGGCUUGGAUUCAUGGCAUUCUUCAUGAUGGAUUUCAUGUAUCUGAAUUGAAUAACCAAUUUCAAAGUGCGCUGAAAAUACGAAAUCAAGAAGUACAGUGGGCGUUGGGAGCGUUAAUUUACCAAAUGAGGUAUUUUCCUUUGAAAUUGGCGAAUCGGGAGAUUAUUAAAGCACAGUAAGUUUAUAGUUUAUCUUAUGCUAUGUUUUUAUUGGGUUUACUAUGUUAAUUUAAUGUUGCGUUUAUUUUUAACUAGUUUUAGAUAUGUAAGUGGAAGCUUGCAUAUAUUUUGCACUAUUAUUUAAAUUCUUAAAAAUCUUAGGCACAUCGAGACGAACUCUUCAACCAUCUAUCCAAUCUUAUUUAUUGUUGCUCUGGUGAUAGUUGCAGCGAUGUUGGUACUAAUUGUAACACGGCAACUGAAGUCCGCUAACUCUCACUCAUUUUCUGCUUUUAAAAAAGAGUUUGGAUAUAAAAAGUUGAGUACGGAUAGCGAUUUUUUCAUGAAAGGAGUUAGAAGUUCUCCCAGUUUAUAUCGCGGUUCAAAUUCAGCUGAUGGAAGACUUUAUGCUUGA